Messenger RNA from Hibiscus syriacus, 454 nucleotides. Its product is annotated as peamaclein-like. The coding region runs from base 4 to 264 and encodes 86 amino acids. The record is from RefSeq and is a predicted model, not a curated record. The transcript is spliced from 2 exons. NCBI's taxonomy places the organism in Eukaryota, Viridiplantae, Streptophyta, Magnoliopsida, Malvales, Malvaceae.
GAAAUGAAGCUCUCCUUGGUGACAUUCCUUCUUGUUUCUCUUGUUCUCAGCUCCUUUUUCUUUGAGGAGUCAAUGGCAGGUUACUGUUUCUACAAGUGUAAGGCAAGGUGCUCCAAGGCAGAGUUUAAAGAGAGGUGCAUGAAAUUCUGUACAAUUUGCUGUGAGAAAUGCAGUUGUGUUCCAUCUGUGGAUAUUGAGAACAAGCAUGAAUGCUACUGCUACGGGGACAUGAAGGACUACAAGGGAUUGCCCAUGUGUCCUUAAGCCCCGUGUUUGCUUUGCCUUUCUUUCCCAUUUCUCAUGGCAAUGUUGUGGAAGGUGUAUAUUUGCUUGUGGGACUGAACGUCUUAAAGAGUUGUGGACGAGGACCCAUUAAAUGUUUUCUAUUAAGCUAAUAUCAUCAAGGUUUCCAAUGAAUAAAUAGUGUUUUGAGUGGUUUGUGGAUAAGUUACCU